Messenger RNA from Limulus polyphemus (Atlantic horseshoe crab), 451 nucleotides. RefSeq names its product V-type proton ATPase 16 kDa proteolipid subunit-like. The record is from RefSeq and is a predicted model, not a curated record. The transcript has 2 exons. Gene Ontology annotation, biological process: proton transmembrane transport. The annotation marks the transcript as partial. Lineage: Eukaryota; Metazoa; Arthropoda; Merostomata; Xiphosura; Limulidae. Gene Ontology annotation, cellular component: proton-transporting V-type ATPase, V0 domain. Gene Ontology annotation, molecular function: proton-transporting ATPase activity, rotational mechanism.
AGAUCACAUGCUUUUCGCCUUAAGCGACGGGUUUAAUCACACGUAUCGCGAGACCCGUACUUCUCCAAUCACAAGCAUUAGAACCAGAUUAGUGAGUUUUGUACGUUUCGCAAGUGUAGUUUAAGUUUAACUUAAGCGUAUUUUCCUUUGACCCGAGCUAUUCAGCCUCAAAGAAAAUGACUGGACUAACUGAAGAAACUCCCAUAUAUGGACCUUUUUUUGGUGUCAUGGGAUCCACAGCAGCAAUGGUUUUUAGCGCUCUAGGAGCAGCCUAUGGAACAGCCAAGUCAGGAACUGGAAUUGCUGCUAUGUCAGUCAUGAGACCUGAACUUAUCAUGAAGUCCAUUAUACCUGUGGUUAUGGCUGGUAUUAUUGCUAUAUAUGGGUUGGUCGUCGCAGUGUUGAUAGCCAACAACAUCAAGUCCCCUUCAGAUGGAUACCAGUUGUACAC